CCCCGGCCGGGCUGGGGCCGGAGCGCGGAGCCCCGCGGGGGCGGGACCGGGGACCGGGGACCGGGACCGGGACGGCGGCAGCUCCGGGAGGAGCGAGGAGCGGGGUCCGCCUCUCCUCUGCGGGAAAGCCGGGCCCGGGGCUGAGCUCCUGAAGCCUGCAGCAUCCUCCCUCAAAUCAAGAUGACGACCGCUGCACCACUGAUCAAUAAUACUCAGUUCUCAGUAAAUGUGACCACAAAGUCUCAAGAACAAAGUCUCUAUCAAAGUUCUGGAGCAAUAGUUGCUGCCAUCGUAGUAGGAGUGAUCAUUAUUUUUACAGUGGUUCUGCUCAUAUUGAAAACAUAUAACAGACGCAUGAGAGUGAAGCGGGAGCUGGAACCCAAAAGCACCAAAACAGCAAUGCCGCCUGCUUUAGGGCAGAACAGCAACAGCCUGUCUCAGCAUCCUACAGUGACCUUCAUACCUGUGGAUAUCCACAUGCAGAACAGAUAACUGGGAACGCUCGUCCUCUCUGCGAGAGAAGAGAGGUGGAAUCCUUAUUUACAUGGACCUGAGACUCCUCAGCAAAGCGAUGCUGCAUUUGGAAUAGAUUGUCAUUGAUUCCGCUUUCUCUCUUUGGGAGGAAAAAUAAGGGCUGGACACUCUUUGUAUGACUGAAAUCAACCGGUGGAGGCAUACAAAUCAUCAGAAACGCAGGGAGCCUUUGUACAGGGCUCUGGGUAUGGAGAGUCCGGAAAAACCAAGCCCAUUCCUUGGAAGAAAAGAUGCACAUUUGUACUUUGUGGAGCUUUUGCUUACUCAGAGAGUCUUGAGUUUUUCUGUUUGGCAAUGACUGAUGAUAAACUGGCAGAAAAAUUUGGACAUGCAAGCUACAACUCAGGUUGAACCUGGGUUUGUUAUGAUUUAUGUGAAAUAGGUUUGUAGUCUAUUAUAUACAUGAUGGAUAGUACAGGAAGUAUCAAAAUUGUAUUUAUCUUUACUCAUCUUUCGUGUUUCUAAUGCCACAUAUGUAUGGUUUGAGAUAAAAUAGUUACUUUUUAUUUUCAAGUAUUUUUAAAAUAUUUCUAUAAACUUGGUAACCUAUCCAUUUCCAAAUGAACUCAAUGUCUAAGGGUUCUCACUCUCACACCAAGAACUGCUUUAGGUUCAUUACUGGAGGUGCAUUAUAAUGUUUUGUCUUAGACAAAAUCUGAGAAGUUCUUUAAUUGAAAAAGUAAGCGUGGAAAGGCAGUAUGAAGCCAGCAAGGCUUUACACAGUUACUAUGUACAACCCACAUCCUGAAAUGCUUUGUUCUCUAAGGCAGACUAGGCUUGGACUAUUUUUAGAUUUAUUUUUUUUCUAGCAAGUAACCAAAAUGGAUGUUGUUUUGCAAGUGUGAUGACUGUGGGUGUACAGUACUGCAACAAAGAAAUUCCCAAGGAUAUUCACAGCCCACUGAGUUCGAACACACAGCGGCAUUGUCAGACAUUCAGCGACUGAUUGUCUCAAGUGCGUGUAUCAAAGCAGCCCUGAAACACUGGCUGACAGGCCAGAUAGGAAGGAUUAGGAAGAAGUUGAGGAGUUAAACCCUGUUUUAAAUAGAAGUACAUGAGGCUCUGAGAAACGUCUCCACUUUUUGAUACAUCCAUCUUAAAUUUUAUGGAGCCGCUCACUUGAAUGGCUGGCCAGAGUGUGAAGUGGAAACAGCGGUAACAUCAUCCUCUGGAUUUAUUGUACUUUGGGUCUUGGAUUGAGACGCUGCCAGCGGUCAGCUCGCAGCUACUGUGGCCAUUACAGGGCUCCACCCGGUUUGUAGACCUUAGUAAAACUGUUAAUAGGGUGUUUUUGACUCCUUUUUUGGAGCUGUAGAGAAAGGAGUUGUUGUUGUCUAACUAACUUGACCACAGAGAGCCUCCAGCUUUAAAGCUUUUUGUCCUGCAGCAGUUGGUUCGGUUGCUGGUCUUCCCAAUACUGUCACAUGUCACCAGUAGUUACAUCCUUAAAUAAUGAAGCGCCAAAACAAAGCUGAACGAUUCUCAGAGUAAAGUGAUGAGGGGCUGGAGUGAUAAGUUGAUAUAUUUUUUCCAUGAUGUGAAUGCAUCUCUUGAACAGGUCAUUUUUACUGACUGGUAUUUUUGUGCAGAAACUAAAUUCAAUUACUUUGCAAUUUUUUUUUUUUUUUUGGUAUGAACUGGAGCACAGUUUGAAUUCCAGACUAAAUAUUAAGACAGCUGUUUUUGAAGUUUCUAAAUCUUAUUGUUAAUAUUUCACUUGUCCUAGUUCUCUAACUUAUUUUUUGUGGCAGGAAUGAUGGCUAUAAUAAUUCAGAAGGGACGGCAGGUGCCAAUUUAUUUUUUUUCUGAAAAUGUAAAGGAGUUGGCCUCCUGUUCCUGUCUCUAGACAGCUAAGAAUGUUCCACUGUAUCAAAAUCAAGAUCUUUAGAAAAGAUAAGCCCCAUUUUACUGUAUUUUUUAACAUUACCAACCAGACCUAUUUCUAGCAAAUUUUGUUCACUUUCAAUUUACAGAAUUUCAAAACAAUGAAGUUCACUUUGCUUCACUGAAGCAGAAUAAACAAUACUUCUAUAAGCAAUUCUAGAUUAGUAGAAUUACUGUUAUUGGCAGGAGAAUUACUGCUCACUAGCAUUGCUCAAUCUGAAAAAUUCAAAGUGUGCUGUUUUACCAGAAAAAUUUGCCUUCUGUUGGCACAGCCUGGGAGGCCCCCACAAUCCAUUCUGACUUCUGUCAGCAAAAUCCAGGGUUUAUGCUGACCAAGCGAAAUCACCUUAAGAAACAAAAAUCACUGUAUUUCCACUGCACUACUGCUGUAACACUCGUGUAAUUUGCUGUGGAUUUAACAGCUUUCUGGGAACAAUCCCCUGUUGUCCUUGUCCUAUAAUAGUAGCUGCUUCAGCGCUGAAUCGACCUGCCCUAAGCAUCUGGCUUCCACUUUCAAACCCCCAGCUUUUGGAAAAGCUCCCCUUUAGCUGCCUUUGUGUCCAGACUUGCCAUCAGGUAAAACUGUUGGUUAAAAAAAAAAAAAAACCCACAAGUGAAAGCUGAUAUUGCAAACUGGUCUAUUAAAGAAAUCCCAGAUCAUGUACGCCUUUGAGAGAAUAGGCAAAUGUAAGGGUAAUGCAUUAAUUGUGAUUCACACAAACUCCUUAGAGAUUAUCCACGAAGCUCUGCAAAUUAAUACACAGUUGAAUCCU
Tyto alba (common barn owl) is the source of this 3191-nucleotide messenger RNA. RefSeq names its product non-compact myelin associated protein (gene NCMAP). Lineage: Eukaryota; Metazoa; Chordata; Aves; Strigiformes; Tytonidae. The transcript is spliced from 4 exons. Gene Ontology annotation, cellular component: paranode region of axon; plasma membrane; Schmidt-Lanterman incisure. Bases 181 to 492 code for a protein of 103 amino acids. The record is from RefSeq and is a predicted model, not a curated record. Gene Ontology annotation, molecular function: structural constituent of myelin sheath. Gene Ontology annotation, biological process: peripheral nervous system myelin formation; regulation of myelination.